UAUCUUUGACAGUAUAAGAACAGUUAUUCUGACCUAGUGAGUAAUUGAACGACAAAUAACCCAGCAGAUCUUAUUGCUUGAUGUACUGCUGCACGUGAAUAAGUUCAAAACGUGAUGUUUGUUUUUGUAAUAUUUCUUUUUAUAGUUAUUCAAAUAACUUCCGCCCAAGUGCCUUAUUUCGGCCCAUGUCCCAAUAUCAAAACCGUUACCAAUUUUGACGUUAAAAGGUAUGCUGGAAAAUGGUACGAAGCUGAAAGAUAUUUUGCAGUUUUUGAAUUUGGAGGAAAAUGCGUAACAGCUGAUUACAACAUUGACAAUAAUGGUGCUCUAAAUAUUAUUAACCAGCAAAUUAGUACCUUUACUGGUAUUCAGAGCUUGAUUGAAGGAAAUGCCAAUCAAUUAUCAAGAUCGGAUGAGGCAAAAUUAAGUAUUAAUUUCCCGUCAUUACCAAUAAAUUUUGACGCGCCUUAUUGGGUAGUUGGAACAGAUUAUGAAACAUAUUCAGUCGUAUGGUCUUGUAGCAAUUUUGGAAUACUUAGUACACGCAAUGCCUGGAUUUUGACAAGAGAGAAACAACCAUCAUUAAAAAUAAUGGAGAAAGCAUAUAAAAUAUUGGAUAAGCAAGGUAUAUCCAGGGCGUAUUUUAUACGGACCGAUCAUAAAAACUGCCCAAAAGAAUACUAGAUUAUUAGUAGUAUUUUUUCUUUGCUAAUUUCUUAUUUUAGGUGCUUAAUUAUUAUUAUUCAAAUUGAACAUUGAUUUCAAUUGUAUAUUUUCUGUAGUUUUUGUAAACAGCUGCUGAAAAAAAUACACGAAGAAAUUACCAUAGAUUUCUUAAAAUCUAUGUAAAUUCCUAUACUUGUACAGUUGUUCUAAAAGUUUUAUUGAAAUGAAAAAUUACUGUAAAUUUCAAUAAACGGUGGCCAUUUUAAAAUGGACACCAAACAUUUUAAAUAUCCCUACAAAAAAGUCAAUAGAUCUAAGAUCAAAAGAAGGCACAAAUCAUCCAAUCCAUCCUCUUCUUCAAUAAUCGCUGCAGUAACAGGUCGUUUUUAGAAUUAGAAGAAUCGUUGAAGAAAGAGGGGUAUAAAAGAGGAGAGGAGGGGAUCAAUAGAUUUGCGAUAUUUACAAAAUUAACUAUAAAGAAUAUUACAGUGGUUUGCUUACGUAAAAAGAAUAGAAAAGCAAAAGACAGUAAAGAUAAUAACCUGGAGGUUACAAGAUGGUGAAAAGAGAUAUGUCGUAAAGGUGGAGAAAAAUGUACAAGGUUAGAGGAAUGAAGCC
Molecule: messenger RNA, 1284 nt
Organism: Psylliodes chrysocephalus
Lineage: Eukaryota; Metazoa; Arthropoda; Insecta; Coleoptera; Chrysomelidae
Source: the annotation of a GenBank genome assembly